AUGUCCGCCGCCGCCGGCACCGUUCGAGCAGCACCGGCCUUCUUCACUCGUUCUCUGAUACUCACUCCUUCUCACCUAAGUCACCGUGCGGGCAAAUCCUCUCGUCACGAUCCAGCCCUUGCUUACCGUAUCUUUCUAGACCUCCAACAAAAUAUCCGACGAAGCCUCGAUCCUUACCGAUUCAACGCCAGAAAUCUGCACUCAUCCCCACGCCGGGCAGCUACCGUCCCUUCAUCCUCCGCUGGCAUGUCUAACUCGGCCAUCCCACAUAUUUCUCUACACAUUGCGGCGUCUUCUAGCGGGAAAGGCCGGAAGUACCGUCCGGAACUGAGCACGUACGAGUACGUCCCAAGUGACGACGACGGGCUCGGUGUUCAACGCGGCUCAACGCCCGAAGAGAAAAGGAUUCGACGUCCGGACAGCGGGCAGGAUGCAUACUUUGUUGCUCGUGUUGGAAAGGACCCAAACACCACUGCUUUCGCAAUAGCGGACGGCGUUGGUGGCUGGUCUGACCAUGGAAUCGACCCCGCAGACUUCUCCCAUGGCCUGUGUAGCUACAUGGCAGAGACGACGCUCUCUUGGUCAUCAAAUGAGCGACUCGGUCCCAGACAGCUUCUCGAAAUAGGGUACGAGAAAACUAUCAGGGAUCCCACAAUCCACGCAGGGGGGACAACGGCGUGUGUUGCGGUGACAGAAGGAGAUGGCCGCAUGCGCAUUGCGAAUUUGGGCGAUUCGGGUUUCCUACAGCUGCGACUGGGGACGGUGCAUCAUUAUUCCAACCCGCAGACACACGCUUUCAACACUCCAUACCAGAUGAGCCUGACUCCCCCCGAGAUCCUGGCCCAAGCAAUGAUCUUCGGUGGCUUACCUCUCAACGACAAGCCCGAACGCGCCGACUUGGCGGACCACAUGCUACGGCAUGGUGACGUCCUUGUGCUGGCGACGGACGGUGUGUGGGACAAUCUCAAUUCCCAGGACUUAUUGUCCAUCGUGUCUCUCCAUAUGCGAACGACUGGCGCCUGGCUGAGGUCCAAGGAUCAAGGAUACACCAUCUCACCGGUUCUCUCUGAACUUGUGGAUCACAGCCUAGGACCGCACAAGCACAAUCUCCGGAUCUCGGACACGGUCGACAUUUCUUUCCAACAACUGCCUCUCGCGACAGGGACGUUGCAGAGCGUGCUGGCGGCGGCAAUUGUCGGGGAAGCCAAGAACGCCAGCCUCAACGCGAAGCGAGACGGCCCGUUUGCGAAGGAGAUGCAGAAGCAGUUCCCCUACGAUCCCUGGCACGGUGGCAAGGUAGACGACAUCGCCGUCCUGGUGGUCGUGGCCGUGGAUCAGAACAAGGCCACUGAGGAUACUCAGAAGCUGAAGCUAAAGCCGAAGCUCUAA
Messenger RNA from Fonsecaea erecta, 1389 nucleotides. RefSeq lists its product as hypothetical. The record is from RefSeq and is a predicted model, not a curated record. NCBI's taxonomy places the organism in Eukaryota, Fungi, Ascomycota, Eurotiomycetes, Chaetothyriales, Herpotrichiellaceae. The transcript has a single exon. The coding region runs from base 1 to 1389 and encodes 462 amino acids.